AUGGAUCUCCAAGGACAACCUAUUCCUUCUGGCCACAAGAGCACCAAGGCGACCGACUCUCGCACUUAUAACAACCCAAUCAGUGAGACUUCAGGACCGGUUGCCAACGAUUCUCUUGCGGCUGAAUCCGUCCGCCGUGGUGGCGAGUACUCUCAAAACAGAGGUUCCCAGCCUUUAGGAGUCUCGGGGUCAUCGUCGACAUUGAACAACACCAACAUAUCCGGGGCUUCCACUCUACCCGCCAUCCCAAACCAUGAGGGUGCUUCUAGCCGUCAUGAAGACCAAUCGAGAACGGAAAAGUAUCCCGAAGAACUAGGUGGACAGGGAAAAUAUCCAGGCGCCCAUGUUCCAGAGACUGGCUAUGUGGGCGGGUCCACGAAGGCCAAGCAGGAGCUUGGAAUCAGAGGUCAUGAAUACCCCGCCUCCCGGAGGACUAUAGAAAACGGCGAGAAUGGCUAUCGAAGCAAGUUUAACGAUGGACAGGCACCAUCGUAUGUGAAUUCCGUGGUAGAUCCUGUGGGCAACAGCAAGCCUAAGGGCGCGAAUCUGCGUGAAGGCGGGUUCAAUGACAAUCCGAGGUACAACGCCAGCUUCAAUUCGGAGAUUGGUAGUAAGAAGGAUCCUGGUCGACUCGCAGAGAGAAAUUUCGAGCAGGACACUUUCCGCACUGUUGGCGCAGGGCCAGCCGCCUAUAAUCUGGACAAACAGACGUGGUACCAACCUCUGAACCGUGACCAGAGUGUGUAG
This is a messenger RNA of Monascus purpureus, 747 nucleotides long. NCBI's taxonomy places the organism in Eukaryota, Fungi, Ascomycota, Eurotiomycetes, Eurotiales, Aspergillaceae. The record is from the annotation of a GenBank genome assembly.